ACGGGCAUUUCGAAUGGCUGGUUAUGCCUUUUGGCCUUACGAAUGCCCCGACCACAUUCCAAGCGGCUAUGACAACGGAGUUCCAACACAUGCUGGAUAGAUUCGUACUCAUCUACCUCAACGACAUCUUGGUUUACAGCCAGAGUUUGGACGAGCGUGCGGAGCACCUACGCACCGUUUUUGAGCGGCUACGACAAGCCAAGUACAAAGCCAACCGUGACAAAUGCGAAUUCGCGCAGCAAGAGCUGAAGUACUUGGGACAUUACGUGACGCCGCAAGGCAUCCGUCCGCUUGCGGACAAGAUCGAGGUCAUCCGCGUAUGGCCCGAGCCCACAAACAUCACGGACGUUUGCUCAUUCAUGGAGUUGGCGGGCUACUAUCAACGCUUCAUCACCGGGUACUCAAGGAUUGUCACACCUAUGACGAGAUUACAAUCACCAAAGGUGCCAUUCGUAUUCGAUGACGACGCACGCCGGUCAUUCCAAGCACUCAAGACGGCCAUGCUUAUGGCACCCGUCCUUAGCAUCUACGACCCCACUCUGCCAACGAGAGUGACAACUGGCGCUUCCGGCUAUGGCAUCGGGGCAGUCUUGGAACAACAUGACGGCGACAACUGGCACCCCGCGGAGUAUUUCAGCCACAAAGUGCCUCCCAUCAAUUCACUUGAUGAUGCAAGGAAGAAGGAGCUGCUCGCGUUCGUGAUGGCUCUCAAGCGAUGGCGGCACUUCCUCCUUGGGCGUCGUAGGUUCACAUGGGUCACGGACAACAACCCAUUGACCUACUACAAGACACAGGAUACGGUUAGCAGCACGAUCGGACGAUGGAUGUACUUCAUCGACCAAUUCGACUUCACACCGAAACAUCUCGCCGGCCUCUCCAAUCGCGCAGCAGGUGCAUUCUCACGAAGACCCGAUCUUUGCGCUAUGACCAUCAUGCCUUCGCGUUCGACGAGGAACUCCGGCGACACUUCAUCCGGGGCUAUGAGUCCGAUCCGGAUUUCGCCACGUUAUAUGCGCAUCUAUCUUCGGAUCACCCGUCGGCCAGCCACUAUCGCAUCGUCGACGGGUACUUGCUCCUCCACUUGCGAGGCAAGGACUUAUUAUGUGUCCCACGAGACCGUCGUCUUCGGACUCGCCUUCUCGGCGAGUACCAUGACUCGUGACUCGCCGGCCAUUUCGGAGUCAAUCGCACUAUUGCACGACUUCGGCAACGAUUCCGAUGGCCCGACCUCAUUACUGAUGUCACUCGGUAUUGCGACUCUUGCGAAGUUUGCCGACGAAGCAAGCCCCACAACAGCAAUCCCUAUGGCGAGUUGCGCCCGAUGCCUAUACCACAGGAACCUGGCCUCUCCAUUGCCAUGGACGUCACCGGACCGUUUCCCCGCGACCGCCUCGGGCACGACGGCAUCCUCACGGUCGUUGACCGUUUGA
Molecule: messenger RNA, 1430 nt
Organism: Chara braunii
Lineage: Eukaryota; Viridiplantae; Streptophyta; Charophyceae; Charales; Characeae
Source: the annotation of a GenBank genome assembly